CCUCUGCAGCCCCCCCUCCCCGGUUGCUGUCCAGCUGGCCCGGGUGCUGAAGCCGCCAGCAAGCCCCUCCAGGACUGGGCCCCCUUCCCCGCCCCCAGGAGCCUCGCAAGGGAGGCUGGAGCUGCCCGGCAGCCGCGAUGAGCGGAGGGGUCUACGGAGGAGAUGAGGUGGGGGCGCUGGUGUUUGACAUCGGUUCGUUCUCGGUGCGGGCCGGCUAUGCUGGAGAAGACUGCCCCAAGGCCGAUUUCCCCACCACGGUGGGCUUGCUCUCCCACGACGACUCCGCCAUGGAGCUGGACGGAGACAAGGAGAAGAAGUCGGGGAAGGUCUACUACAUGGACACCAACUCCUUGCAUGUGCCGCGAGAGAACACGGAAGUCAUCUCUCCCCUCAAGAACGGGAUGAUUGAGGACUGGGACUGCUUCCAAGCCAUCCUGGACCACACGUACAACAAGCAUAUCAAAUCAGAACCCAACCUCCACCCUGUGCUCAUGUCCGAGGCCCCGUGGAACACGCGUGCCAAGCGGGAGAAACUGACGGAGCUGAUGUUUGAGCAUUACAGCAUCCCUGCUUUCUUCCUCUGCAAGACAGCUGUGCUCACCGCUUUUGCUAACGGCCGCAGCACCGGCCUCGUCUUGGACAGUGGCGCAACACACACCACAGCCAUUCCGGUCCAUGAUGGUUACAUCCUGCAGCAAGGCAUUGUGAAAUCCCCGCUGGCCGGAGACUUCAUCUCCAUGCAGUGCCGUGAACUUUUCCAGGAGAUGAAUAUCGAGAUCAUUCCACCCUAUAUGAUUGCAGCCAAGGAGCCUGUGCGUGAAGGGGCCCCCCCAAACUGGAAGAAGAAGGAGAAGCUGCUGCAAGUUAGCAAGUCCUGGCAUAAUUACAUGUGCAAUGAGGUCAUACAAGAUUUCCAGGCCUCUGUGUUGCAAGUCUCUGAUUCUCCCUACGAUGAGCAGGUGGCCGCCCAGAUGCCCACCGUCCACUACGAGAUGCCCAAUGGCUAUAAUACGGACUAUGGGGCGGAGCGGCUUAGGAUCCCCGAGGGGCUCUUUGACCCCUCCAAUGUGAAGGGCCUGUCUGGAAACACCAUGUUGGGGGUCGGCCACGUAGUCACAACCAGUAUCGGCAUGUGCGACAUUGACAUCCGGCCCGGUCUGUAUGGCAGCGUCAUCGUCACUGGUGGCAACACCUUGCUACAAGGCUUCACGGACCGGCUUAACCGGGAACUGUCCCAAAAAACGCCACCGAGCAUGCGCUUGAAGCUCAUUGCCAGCAACAGCACCAUGGAGAGGAGGUUCAGCCCCUGGAUCGGGGGCUCCAUCCUGGCAUCUCUAGGCACCUUCCAGCAAAUGUGGAUUUCCAAACAGGAGUAUGAGGAGGGGGGCAAACAGUGCGUGGAGCGGAAAUGCCCCUGAAAGGAGGCCUGGCCCCCCUCCUCACCCCACCCAAGGGGCCCCCUGUGGAUGCUGCAGCCCCCUCUGCCCCACACCUUGGUUUGGGGAAGCCUUCAGGGCCGCGUGGUGGAGGCCCAAGGAGGCCCCGUCCUCCCUCCCCUCUCAAGACGGGCCCCAUUCUGCCCCACCCAACCCAACCCCUGCCUCCCGUCUUCUAGCCCCCACUCCACUUCCAAAGAGUCCAGGACUGCCGCCCCCCACCUUGCUCCAGACCCCCUGGGCUCGAAGGCUGGCCUCGUCCCACCACCGCCCCUACGCCCCGCCCAGAGAACCCAGGAGUCCGGGGCCCCAAUCCGCAGGGCCAGGCUCUGGAUCUCUGUGUGCGGCCUUGGAGGGCUGCCUGCGCCCGCAGCGGGGCCUCCCUGUGUCCGUUGGUGUCCAGUGGCGCCCCCCCCCCUCGCUGGCUGCCGCUCACCCUCUCAUCUUCCGGUGACCAUUUUGAUAUGUGACCCAGUUGGCUUUCUUUCUUCGCUGGAUGGCUUAAUUUAUGUUUUGAUGGUUUACAUUUUUGGUGUUGCAAAAUAAUAAAUGUCUGGGUUUGGUUGGU
Molecule: messenger RNA, 2004 nt
Organism: Hemicordylus capensis (graceful crag lizard)
Lineage: Eukaryota; Metazoa; Chordata; Lepidosauria; Squamata; Cordylidae
Gene: ACTL6B
Product: actin like 6B
Exons: 14
Coding region: 138-1418 (426 amino acids)
Biological process (GO): regulation of transcription by RNA polymerase II; nervous system development
Cellular component (GO): SWI/SNF complex; NuA4 histone acetyltransferase complex
Molecular function (GO): chromatin binding
Source: RefSeq, a predicted model, not a curated record